AGAAUUUCGUCGAAAUUCAUGUUGGGCAGUUUAUAAUGAUUUGUUGAAUUAUAAUUAGAUUUUUGUUUGUUUUUUUUUUUAUUAAAAAUACAUGUAAUUAUAAGACUGAAUAUUUUGUUCAUCUUAUAUAUUAACUGUUAACAAUGCCACGUGAUAUACGAUCUUAUUUUACUUGUACUACUAAAAAACCUACAAAUCAAUCUACGGAUAAAUCUACGGAUAAAUCUACGGAUAAAUCUACGGUUAAAUCUACUGUCAAAAAGAAAAAAAGAGCAAUAAUCUCAUCUGACGAAGAGGACACAAAAUCAUGUGCUGUGGUAAAACGUACCAAGUUGACAAAGAAAAUUAACAAGCAUCAUCUUUUAUCUGAUUCUGAUGAUGAAGUUCAAAUAGUGUCAAAUACUAAAAAUGAAAAGGCUGAAGUCCAAUUGAUUAAUGAUACACAAAAUGUAUCUCAUAUAACAAAUAAACCGGUAAGCACAAUUUCGCCAGCAGAAAUGUUUAGUAAAACAUCAGUGACACGAGAAACAAUGCCAAGAGUGAAAAAGAAGCCAAAGACAAAGGAAGCUAAAACUCAUUUAGAUGACGAGUUUGAGUUUACAUUGAGCAAGUUAGAUACAACAAUAAUUGAAAAAGAAUAUUUACAAGGUGUCAAAGAAAAUGAAUAUGAAAACAAAGAAGACGAUAAGAAAGAUAAAAAAGAUAAUAAGAUAGAUGAUCAGAUAGAAAGUGAAAAAAGUAAUACUUCAAAUAAAGAGAAGAAGCAUAAUAUGUCUGUUGAUGAUGAAAUAUCUUAUAAAAAAGAAGAUAUAAAACAAAAAGAUAAAUCUUCUAGUAAUAAAGAAUUUUCUUUAACCAAUGUAGAACAUAAUAUUGAUAAAAGAAUAAAAAAUUCUUCUAAAAAAUCAUUGAAACGUACUAAACAUACUUCUGCGAUAGAAAUUGAACCUAAAAGAUUGAAAAAAGAGAAUGCUAAUAGUUCAAUGUCAGAUGAAUAUGAAGAAAGGAUUCAAAUGAAAAAACAAAAUUCAAUAUUAUAUCAGAAAUAUCUUCAAAGAGGUGGUGCAAGAAAUCCUGGUUCUAAGGAAGUUCCACAGGGCGCAGAAUAUUGCUUAGCAGGUCUAAGUUUUGUAAUAACAGGUGUUUUGGAUUCGUUAGAAGAUAAUGAAGCUAAAGAAUUAAUUACAAAAUAUGGUGGUCGUAUCUUGCAUCAAGUAUCAAAAAAUACAGAUUAUCUGAUAGUAGGAGAAGAAUAUGGACCUGCAAAGAUGGCAAAGGCCAAUGAGUUAAAGAUAAAGAAAAUAUCUGAAGAUGACUUGUUGGAAUUUAUAAGAACAAGACCUAAAGGAAAAGCUGAAGAUGUAAAGCAAUCAAAGCGUGCAAAAUCAAAAGAAAAACCAAUGUCAAAGGUUGAACCCUCUGCAAUAUCAAAACCACAGAAAAAUGUGAAAGAAACAAUGGAACCUAUAAAAAGUACAGUGGAACUUGUGAAAGAAACAACGAUACCUGUGAAGGAAACAACGAAAACUGUGAAAGAAACAACAAAAUCUGUAGAGGAAACAGCAGAAUCUGUUAAAGAAACAGAAAAACAUGUAAAACAUACACAGUCUUCAGUAACGAAAUUAGAUACUAAAGUAGCAAAUAAUGCUAUAAUAACGGAGAAUUGUGAAGUAUUAGUUGAUAAAUAUAGACCGAAAACUAUGAAACAAAUAUUAGGACAACAAGGGGAUAAAAGUUCUGCGAAGAAGUUAUAUACUUGGUUAUUAAAUUGGCAUAAAAAUCAAAAUGGAACUAAAAAACAUACCAAACCUAGUCCCUGGGCAAAAAAUGAUGAUGGAGCAUUUUUCAAAGCUGCUCUAUUAUCUGGACCACCCGGUAUUGGUAAAACUACUACUGCUCAGGUUGUAUCUAAUGAAUUAGGUUUCGAUCUGUUAGAAUUUAAUGCUUCUGAUACAAGAAGCAAGAAACUUUUAAAAGAAGAAGUUUCUGAAAUUCUAUCGAAUACAACAAUAAAGAAUUACUUUAGUAAUCAAAAAGGAGAAGGAAAAGUUAAACAUGUAUUAUUAAUGGAUGAAGUUGAUGGUAUGGCUGGUAAUGAGGAUCGUGGAGGUUUGCAGGAAUUAGUCAGCUUAAUCAAAUCUACAGAUGUACCAAUAAUUUGUAUUUGCAAUGACCGGAAUAAUCCAAAAAUGAGAACCCUCUCCAAUUAUACAUUUGAUCUCAGAUUUCAAAAACCAAGAUUAGAGCAAAUCAGGGCAGCAAUGAAGUCAAUAUGUUAUAAAGAAAAUAUAAAAAUAUCAACAGAACAACUCGAUCGUUUAAUUGAAUCAACCAAUCAAGAUAUUCGUCAAGUGAUUAAUCAUUUAUCAUUAUUAAAUGAAAAAUCUGAUAAUGUAACAAAGACAGAGAGUAAACCAAAUAAAGAUUUAAAAUUGGGUCCUUGGGACGUAGUGAAAAAGGUUUUAAGUUUUGAGGAACACAAAAAUAUGAGUAUUAAUGAAAAAAGUGAUCUUUUCUUUCAUGAUUAUAAUAUAGCAUCAUUGUUUGUGCAAGAAAAUUAUCUUUCAGUUAUACCUGCAGCACCAAAAACUGAAUUAUUAGAAAGAGUUGCACAAGCUGCAGAGAGUAUAGCAUUAGGAGAUGAUAUAGAAAAAGAAAUUCGAAGUAACAAUGCUUGGUCUCUUCUGCCAAUUCAAGCUUGUUUUUCUUCAGUUAUUCCUGGUAAUAUGAUGUCCGGAGAUAUAAAAAAUCAAAUUAAUUUUCCAUCCUGGCUUGGGUGUAACUCAAAAAAGAAUAAAUUUGAUAGAUUAUUGCAAGAGAUUACUGUACACACACGUUUAAGUACUGGUGCGAAUAAGGCAGCUAUCAAUUUAGAUUAUUUAAAUCAUAUAAAAGAUGCAAUUAUUAAACCUUUGGUUAACAAUGGUACUGAAGGAGUAGAUGAAGCGGUUAAUGUUAUGAACCAUUAUCAUUUAUUAAGAGAGGAUUUAGAUUCCUUAAAUGAAGUUUCUUUGUGGCCAGGACAACGUAAUUCACUUCAAGCUGUUGAUAGUAAGGUAUUAGCAUCAUUUACCAGAACAUAUAAUAAAAAAUCUAGUGGUGUACCUUAUACUAUUAAUAACAGUAAAGCAAAAAAAUCUGUAGCAGCUUCGCAAGAAGAUGUAGAAUUUGUAGAUGAUAUUAAUUCAGAUGAAGAGGAAGAUAACAUUGAUACUGAUAAAAUGAUUAAGGCAAAAAAGCCAACGGCAAAAAAUAAAAAAGAAACAGAGAAAAAAAGUAGUGAUAAACCUUCCACCAAACGUGGAAAAGGGAGCAAUAAGAAAAAUAAUUUUUUGUAAGGAAACAUAUGCAUGUAUUACAUGCCACACACACACAUAUAUAUAUAUAUAGCUUGCCUUCUGCGAUUCAUUAAUGUAAAUGUUUUGUUCAAAGUACGAUUCAUUGCAAACAAGUACAAAUCUGUAAGACUUUUAAGUUAUAUGGUACAGCAGCUCUGUUGUACACUAAAAAUAUAUAUAGUUUCUAAAUAUUUUUUUCUGACAAUAUAUACAAUAUAAUUAAGAAAUUUUAAUAACGAA
This is a messenger RNA of Vespa crabro (European hornet), 3578 nucleotides long. RefSeq names its product replication factor C subunit 1 (gene Gnf1). The transcript is spliced from 16 exons. Gene Ontology annotation, molecular function: DNA clamp loader activity; ATP hydrolysis activity; DNA binding. The record is from RefSeq and is a predicted model, not a curated record. NCBI's taxonomy places the organism in Eukaryota, Metazoa, Arthropoda, Insecta, Hymenoptera, Vespidae. Gene Ontology annotation, biological process: DNA repair; DNA replication. The coding region runs from base 144 to 3338 and encodes 1064 amino acids. Gene Ontology annotation, cellular component: DNA replication factor C complex; nucleus.